CCUUCUUCCACGAUGGCACGAAUGCUCCAUUACCAGCGUCCAUGGCAACAGACCAGAGGAGCAUCUUCCAUGGCGAACCUGCACGAGCAUGUGCCAAGGCUUCUGGAGAGAUGCAGCCACCUAAAUCAGCUCAAGCAAAUCCAAGCUUUACUCUUCGGCCUUGCCCAUGCCGACACCCAGUUCUUCGCCUUCAAACUGGUCCGUUUCUGCGCCCUCAAGCUCUCCGACCUUGACUACGGUCGCCGCAUCUUCGACCACCUCCGCUCCCCAAACAUCUAUCUCUACACUGCCAUGAUCACCGCUUACGCCUCCCACCCCGAGCAUUCCUCGUCGGCUUUCCUGCUGUACCGCGACAUGGUUCGCAGAGCACGCCCACGCCCCAACCAUUUCAUCUACCCUCACGUCUUAAAAUCGCGUUCUGAGCCACUGGAAGCUGACAUCGUGCAUGGCCACGUCUUGAAGUCGGGCUUUGGGCAGUACCCAGUUGUCCAGACCGCUCUUCUUGACUCCUACUCGAGGUCCUCUUCUGGUGUGGACAGUGCACGGUUGCUGUUCGAUGAAAUGCAUGAGAGGACAGUAGUGUCGUGGACGGCCAUGAUCUCCGGUUACGUUAGGUUUGGGCUGAUGGGCGAUGCGAUGUCGCUUUUUGAGAAAAUGCCAGAGAGAGAUGUUCCAUCUUGGAAUGCCCUGAUCGCCGGCUGCACGCAAAAUGGCUUCUUUUCUCAGGCUCUCUCAAUCCUACGAAGCAUGAUCAGUGCUUCCACUUCUGAAGAUGGGAAAACUCGAGGAAAUAGACCCAACGCCGUAACAGUCGCUUGUGCGCUCUCGGCUUGUGGCCAUACUGGCACGCUUCAGCUUGGAAAAGAAAUCCACUGCUACAUCUUGCGGAAUGGACUUGCUCUCGACUUUUAUAUCUCGAAUGCUUUGAUAGACAUGUACGGGAAAUGCGGCAGUUUAAUUGAGGCCAGGGGAAUAUUUGACAGGACGGUUAAGAGAAACUUAACAUCGUGGAAUUCCAUGAUCAAUUGCUUGGCUCUUCAUGGUCAAACUAGGCAGGCGAUUAGCGUGUUUGAGGAGAUGAUGACGUUUGGAGUCGACAUGCUGCCGGAUGAGGUCACUUUCAUUGGCCUCUUGAAUGCUUGCACUCACGGGGGACAUGUUGAAAGAGGCCAGGCUUAUUUUGAGGCAAUGACUCAGGAUUAUGGAAUUCAACCUUGGAUCGAGCAUUAUGGAUGCUUAAUUGAUCUCCUCGGACGAGCUGGUAAAUUCGAAGAGGCCUUACAGGUUAUUGGGGCGAUGAAGAUUCAACCCGAUGAGGUGAUAUGGGGGUCUCUGCUCAAUGGCUGUAGAGUUCACGGAGACAUAGAUUUGGCAGAAUUAGCUGUGAGCAAGCUGAUUGAACUUGAUCCAGACAAUGGCGGGUAUGGCGCAAUGCUGGCAAAUCUAUAUGGGGAGCAAGGGAAGUGGGAAGAGGUUCGUAGAGUAAGGAAAACAUUGAAGGAGCGGGAUGCAUAUAAGACCCCCGGUUGCAGUUGGGUUGAGAUAAACAACCAACUCCAUCAGUUUUACUCUGUUGACUUAACGCAUCCCCGAACGGAUGAGAUAUACACAGUAUUGGAGAGCCUGGUAGAUGCUGGCUGAGUCGGGCUUGCUUCCUUUGUUCUCCUGCUAUCUCUUACAAUCUCGUUUUUAGAUUGCGGAAUGGGAGCCAUCAAGGUCUUCACAGUUUAGCCAUUGAAGAAAAUGAAUCAGCUCCUAAUUGCCACUGCAAUCUACUUAAGAACAUCCUAAAAGGCGAAGCAUGUGAAGACCUCUUUUUUCAUCGCCCUGACUGCUUUUCUGAUGCCCAAGACGUUGUUUAUCAAAAGGAUCAAUGUUUCCUUGGCAAGUCAUUGAGUAUAGAUGAUCUCGUCGGAUUUGGGUUGGGCAGUGGCUAGCAUGCCCAUCAGCUCCAGUGUAUUACCAUAACGAGUCUUGCCAACGCUCCUCAAGUAGAAUCAGGAAGCCAAGUGAGAAGCUGAAUCUUGAGGCUGAAAUUGUUUCAUUAAGUGCCCAAUGCCGCGUUCUGGUAGUGGAGAUGGAGCCAUGGUCGAGGAGACAAAUUCUCCGGCAGUCGCAUCUUUGGGGCCGUACUCUUGGCAGCUCUCAAUAUUUACUUGAUUGAAUCACCUUGGGCCACUCAUUUAACUCACUCAUAUUUUCACCUCUUAACUUGAGUUUAUUGAUUUAGUAGAGUUACCAAUCAAACGAAUUCUUUAAGAACUUGAAAAAA
Molecule: messenger RNA, 2272 nt
Organism: Punica granatum (pomegranate)
Lineage: Eukaryota; Viridiplantae; Streptophyta; Magnoliopsida; Myrtales; Lythraceae
Source: RefSeq, a predicted model, not a curated record